Messenger RNA from Gorilla gorilla gorilla (western lowland gorilla), 1825 nucleotides. RefSeq names its product neuralized E3 ubiquitin protein ligase 3 (gene NEURL3). The coding region runs from base 51 to 1235 and encodes 394 amino acids. Gene Ontology annotation, molecular function: ubiquitin protein ligase activity. The record is from RefSeq and is a predicted model, not a curated record. Gene Ontology annotation, cellular component: early endosome. The transcript has 4 exons. NCBI's taxonomy places the organism in Eukaryota, Metazoa, Chordata, Mammalia, Primates, Hominidae. Gene Ontology annotation, biological process: ubiquitin-dependent endocytosis.
CAGGCAGUUCCUUCUAGACCUGGGGACCUGUGCCCGAGGACCUUAGACUGAUGGGUGCCCAGCUCUGCUUUGAGGCCAACGCCAAGGCGCCCCGAGAGGCACUUCGCUUCCAUGCCGAGGCCAAGGGCGCACAGGUGCGUCUGGACACGCGUGGCUGCAUCGCGCACAGGCGCACCACGUUCCACGACGGCAUCGUGUUCAGCCAGCGGCCGGUGCGCCUGGGCGAGCGUGUGUCGCUGCGAGUGCUGCGGGAGGAGAGCGGCUGGUGCGGCGGCCUCCGCGUGGGCUUCACGCGCCUGGACCCCGCGUGCGUGUCCGUGCCCAGCCUGCCGCCCUUCGUGUGCCCCGACCUGGAGGAGCAGAGCCCGACGUGGGCGGCCGUGCUGCCUGAGGGCUGCGCGCUCACUGGGGACGUGGUCCGCUUCUGGGUGGACCGCCGCGGCCGCCUCUUCGCCAAGGUCAACGCCGGCUGCCGGCUCCUGCUGCGUGAGGGCGUGCCCGUCGGCGCCCCGCUCUGGGCCGUGAUGGACGUGUACGGGACCACUAAGGCCAUCGAGCUGCUGGCUGCCAGCGCCUCACACCUGAAGCACCUGAUUUGCUGGGUCUGGAGUGGAGCCCUGAACCUGUGUUUGUCCAGGCUCUUGGGAGAUGUUGAUGCCCAUCUGGGUUGGGAAUGUGGCUCGGCCAAGGGUCUCCACUCAGGCAGCGGCUGGAGGGCAAAGAAGAGGGGCCUGAAGGAAGGUGGCUCAGGAGGAGGAAUCUCCAGCCCCAAGGAUUCUCGGAUUCUCAGCUGGGUCAAGCUGGGGAAGGGAUGGCCAGGACAGGGUCUUAAAAUUUGGGGAUGGGGGCUCAGCAUUGCAACCCAGGAAAGAAAGGAGACCGGACACUUUGCUGCGGGGCCAGGGGCGGGGAUGGGGGCACCUGGGCUUGCCGUCCUGGACCUGAGUUUCUCUGCCUCAGAUCCCACAGCCAGCCGGCUCCCAACAGCCAUGCCAUGGGACCUCAGCAACAAGGCUGUGCCUGAGCCCAAAGCCACACCAGGAGAGGAGUGUGCCAUCUGCUUCUAUCACGCUGCCAACACCCGCCUUGUGCCCUGCGGCCACACAUACUUCUGCAGAUACUGUGCCUGGCGGGUCUUCAGCGAUACGGCCAAGUGCCCUGUGUGCCGCUGGCAGAUAGAGGCAGUAGCCCCUGCGCAGGGCCCUCCUGCUCUAAGGGUUGAGGAAGGCUCAUGAAAGGAGGCUUCCCAGUAUGAGUGGCAGCCCGGGCCUAGAUCUGAGUCCGGCCCCUGCAGAGGAAGGAGGCGCAGCCCUACCUUCUUUCUGGGGAAGAGUCAGAAGGGCUGAUUAGCAAGAGGUGCGGCAGAGAGAGGAAGGCAGGGAGGUGCUGUCUGCUGCCUCCACCUGUUCCCCGACAGGAUAGCAAGGAAAAACCCCUCUUUCUGUCCAUGCCAGAACUAUCCUUCUGAUGGGGUGCUUUGUUUAGAGAUGGGGUGGCCCAAUCCCCAAUCAGUUUUACGGCUGAGGGAGUUCAGGUAUCUGUUGUGUCUGGUGAAGCCCUGUACCUCCUGGGUAUUGAAGAACCUGGACUUGAAGCAGGAGGUAUCUGCAUGGAAUGUAUAAAGUUCCACGUGGAAGCUGGGUUGCCUCCCUCAAGUCCCCAGUAGAGUGGAUCUGUAGUUACCCGCCCUGCCUCCCUUUCAGGGUGGUCAUGAGGUCCCAGUGAGACCCUGCAUCUGAAGAUGAUUUAAAACAUGAAAGUGUAUUGUUGUCACUGUGGUAAUUUCCUUGCCAGUUUCUGAGAUAUCAAAAUAAAGUUUCCUGAA